UUCUUGAGCUGUAACGUUACAGUGCAGUGGGUUCAUUCUCCCCCUAUAGCAGUUAGAAGUUUGGAAGUUUUUUUACUUGCCAAAAUGGCACUGGCAGACGACGGUAGUUACGAGUCAGUGAUCUGUGUAAAGCCAGAGGUUCAUGUGUACAAGAUCCCACCCCGUGCUACUAACCGUGGAUAUAGAGCUGCUGACUGGAAGCUGGAUGAGCCAGCAUGGACUGGCAGGAUGAAAAUUAUCUCUAUAGGAAAGCUUGCCUAUAUCAAGCUAGAGGACAAAAACUCAGGAGAGUUGUUUGCCCAAGCCCCAGUGGAGCAGUAUCCUGGAUGUGUGGUGGAGGCAGUCACAGAUUCCAGCAGAUACUUUGUGGUUCGGAUAGAGGACGGCAAUGGACGACAUGCAUUUAUCGGCCUGGGGUUUGCUGAUCGUGGGGACUCCUUUGACUUCAAUGUAGCUCUUCAAGACCACUUCAAGUGGGUAAAACAGGAAGGUGAGCUGGCGAAAGAGGAAGCGUCUCAGAGCACAGCACCCAAACUGGACCUAGGCUUUAAGGACGGCCAGACUAUCAAGAUCAGCAUUGGGAACAUAAAGAAGAAGGAUCCAGGUGCCAAGUCUAGGCCCAUGGGUAGUGGCCUUCUCCUUCCUCCACCAAUGGCUAAGGGUGCAGUCCUUGUAGCCCCUCCUGGAGGCCAGCAAUCACCGCCACCUACACACUCCAACACAGGUAACCUCUUUAGGCUAUAGAGUUCAAUGAUCAAA
Messenger RNA from Salvelinus sp. IW2-2015, 759 nucleotides. Its product is annotated as adaptin ear-binding coat-associated protein 2. Gene Ontology annotation, cellular component: membrane; clathrin vesicle coat. NCBI's taxonomy places the organism in Eukaryota, Metazoa, Chordata, Actinopteri, Salmoniformes, Salmonidae. Gene Ontology annotation, biological process: endocytosis. The record is from RefSeq and is a predicted model, not a curated record.